GGGAGUGGUGACUAUAUAUUUCACUUGAGAUCUAGUCUGAGAAAGAUUAAUGUCUGAGCUUGCCAUUUCAAUUCUUUCUCCCAGGAUACCGCCAAUGAACAUGGUGCUGUGGGUGAUGAGAAUGUGGAACGGGGUAACUGGUCUUCGAAGACUGAUUACCUGCUCUCAAUGAUUGGUAAUGCAGUGGGUUUUGGGAAUGUUUGGAGAUUUCCUUACCUGGCUUACAAAAACAGAGGAGGUGCAUUCCUUAUUCCUUACUCUGUCAUGCUGGCUCUUGUUGGGAUACCAUUGUUUUUCUUGGAGUGUUCCUUUGGUCAGUUUGCCAGCCUCGGGCCUGUUGCAGUGUGGAGGGCUGUGCCUAUGUUACAAGGUGUGGGGAUUGCUAUGAUGCUUCUGAUUACAAUGUCCAACAUUUCGUACAACUGCAUCAUUGGCGACAGUCUGUACUACCUGUUUGCUUCCUUCCAAUCACUCCUGUCAUGGGCAGACUGCUUCAGUUGGUGGGGAGCAGGUGAAACAUACAGCAGGACCCCCAAAGGUACAGUGUUAGCUUCUACUGGGGAAAGUGUACACACCGACUGUUCAUUGUUCAUUCUGUCAGUCUGAGUGAGGGAGAGAGAUGGACAAUAGUUUCAGUGACCAUCCUCAUUGUGACCAUACAGCAGAAAGACUCGGAUAGAAAGCAGCAGCAGGA
Chiloscyllium plagiosum (whitespotted bambooshark) is the source of this 694-nucleotide messenger RNA. The record is from RefSeq and is a predicted model, not a curated record. NCBI's taxonomy places the organism in Eukaryota, Metazoa, Chordata, Chondrichthyes, Orectolobiformes, Hemiscylliidae.